This is a messenger RNA of Diceros bicornis minor, 1821 nucleotides long. RefSeq names its product zinc finger protein 500 (gene ZNF500). The record is from RefSeq and is a predicted model, not a curated record. NCBI's taxonomy places the organism in Eukaryota, Metazoa, Chordata, Mammalia, Perissodactyla, Rhinocerotidae.
AUGAAUGGUUUUGAACGAAUUAAAGUCCUCCAUUCACAGACGUGGAAACUGAGGCUCCGAGCGCGCGAGCGACUGGUCCCCGGCCUCGGCGACAAGGACUUGGCCGCCCCGAGGGUAAGCCCCUGGCAGAGCCUCGCGGCGAGUAAACCCUCGACGCAGCCCUGCACGCGCCGCCCUGCCGGAGCCCCCAGGCGCCCGCCGCCCGGGCGCGGCGCGGGGCACUCUGGGAAGUGUAGUCCCGCCCGCUCCCGGCUCCGGCGCCCGGGCCGUCCGCUGCCGGCGCGCCCCCGAGGCUCUGAGCCAGACGCGCCAGGCGGCGGCGGGUUACGCUGGGUCUCUGUUGCCGUGUCCCGGCCGCCGACUUUGAGUGUGCGCCUACUGUAUGCGGCGCGCGGCUGCGCCCCUCGGCCGGGCGCUGGGGCUCGAUCCCGGCGCGGAGUGUCUGGCCAGAGGUAUAGGGAGAGACAGGUUCGAACUCCCCGAGGCCAAGAAGGAGCAAGGCCCACCAGGAACAAGGCUACCGCCCCCAGCCUCCAGCCCCCGCCACCCCUGGAGCAGGAGGAGAUCUUGACCAUGAAGGUGGAGGAGGACUUCUGCUGGGAACAGGAGCCCUCCCUGGAGACGGAAGUCCAGCCGGAGACCUUCUGCCAGCUCUUCCAGCUCUUCGGACCUCGGGCGGCCCUGAACCGCCUCCGGGAGCUCUGCUGAGGCUGGCUGCGGCCCGAGCUGCGCGUCCAGGAGCAGAUCCCGGAGCUGCUGGUGCUGGAGCAGUUCCUGAUGGUGCUGCCGGGGGAGAUCCAGGCCCUGGUGCUGGAGCGGCAGCCAGAGAGCGGUGAGGAGGCGGUGCACCUCGUGGGAGGGCUGUAGCGGGAGCCCGGAAAACAGAGCCGGCAAGGGCAACUGCUUCUCAAUGUUUCUCAACCUUGGCCAAUGGGUACAGGGGGACAGUCUUUGAAACACGAGGCGGAGACCCAACCAGAGGAGUUGUCCCUGGAUGAAGGGGCUUGGCGCUCCAGUGAGCAGCCCCCAGCCCAGCUGAGCCACAGACCAAAGAGAGGCCCCUAGCUCUGGCCAAAGAGAAGCAAGCCCAGUGCCCUCCUGGCGUCAGAAGACAGCGGCACCAGCUAUGUCCUCCCUUUCAGCCAGGUCCUGGUUGAGCAGGCGUUCCCGGGCUUUCUCCCACUCAUGAGACUAGAGUGGGACCGAGUGCUGUCAGCACGGUGCAGGGGACCCGCCCCCACCCCCCCGCUCCCGGGUCAGGGGCCGGCCCUGGUCAGGGGCACAACCAGGCCCACGCGGCCUCUGGGAAGUGGGGGGCCCCGAGAGCUUGAGAAGCUGUACAUGUGCCCCGAAUGCGGCAAAGGCUUUAGUAAAACAUGCCCGACCAAGCACCGGCGCACGCACCCCAGGGAGCAGCCCUACAAGUGCCAGGUCUGUGGGGAGGGCUUCUGAGACCACCCCCACUUGAGCAGGCACGGAGGGUGCACCCGGGUGAGAAGCCCUCCCUGUGCGCCGCAUGCGUGCGGGAAGCGCCUCAGCCAGCCCUCCAGGCCGGUCGUCCGCCGCAGGACACCCUGAGGGGCGGCCCCACGUGUGCACAACAGCUCGCACUCCAGCGCCCACUACAGGAUGCAUACGGGGGAGAAGCCCUACACAUGCCCUGCCUGUGGGCGAGGCUUGCCUGGCACUGACCUCCACAGACACCAGCGGACCCACAGCUGGGAGAAGCCCCAGCGGGUGGCACCCCAACACAGCCACACAGGCCCCCGAGGCUCCAGGAAGCCCCCUGGCCAAAGCCUGACCACCACGCACCAGAGUUAG